Molecule: messenger RNA, 2060 nt
Organism: Patiria miniata (bat star)
Lineage: Eukaryota; Metazoa; Echinodermata; Asteroidea; Valvatida; Asterinidae
Product: carbohydrate sulfotransferase 11-like
Exons: 4
Coding region: 347-1465 (372 amino acids)
Biological process (GO): carbohydrate biosynthetic process
Cellular component (GO): membrane
Molecular function (GO): sulfotransferase activity
Source: RefSeq, a predicted model, not a curated record
UUUGGCUUCUUGUAUCAGUCGUCGCCGCACAAAAGGAACUAUCGAUCUUGGAGCUUCGGUGAGUUGCAGUUUUGGGCCUCUGAAAGUUCGUCGGGACAACGGGUAGCGAGGGUCAACAGAUCGACUUAAAUUUAUAGCUAUAAUUGUAGAAUAUGAAGAAGGUAUUUCCAUAUUUCUGUAACAAAUAACGAUCGAGAUAUUAGACUGACUAUCUCUGAACAUACGUAAGGCGUCUGUUGGUGAUUCAAGUGCCCGGUACCCGUUGAUGAAUUCUUGAGAAUGAUGUUCUGAUGAUGUGAAUACAAGGAACUGUCACCUGUGCUGACGACCAUUUCAUUUUUGAGCGAUGGGAGUUUGUGGCCUACCUAACUCCAAACUGUUACCCCUGUUUUGUAUCUUGUGCCUCAUCGUCUGCAUCCUCAAAUGGACCGAUAUCAAAGCCCCGACCAUCUUCAAGCCCACGCAAAUCAGCGGCCAGCAGCACCGAGUAAAUGUGAGCCACUCGCAGGCCGGGACGUCACUCGAUGGUGGGCCAACUCAGCAGCAGACCGAGUUCAGGAAGAACGGAGGAGAGAGCCAAAAUGCACUACAAAAAGAGCAAGACAACGGCGAAAUAAGUGCACCAGACGAGUUUAUGGAGCAACAGGCUGUCGUUCAGUCAGAACGCCGAAGACAUCUCAGAGAAGUCUGCAGUAACCAUCCAGAGCUCUCCCAAGGAAGUAUCAACGCCAUCACUCUGAGACACAUGUUUGUGGACGACAAGUAUAAGAUCCUCUUCUGCUCAGUCCCAAAGACUGCAUGCAGUAACUGGAAGCGGGUUCUCAUGGUUCUGGGAGGGGUUCGCAACCAGACGGCAGGCAUCACACUAACGGAAGCCCACAUGGAGAACAAGAUGAAAAGGCUCAUCCAGCUCAGCCCGGCCGCGCGGAAGUACAAACUGCAGACUUACACCAAGUUCAUGUACGCCCGUCAACCGUUCCGCCGCAUCCUAUCUGCCUAUCUGGAUAAAUUUGGGGGAAAAGCGGUGUAUCGACAGGAACAGCACUUUCAGGACAUCGCUAAGGGUAUCAUGAAGCGGUACCGCAAGAACGCCACGACAAGAGACCUUCAAACCGGUGAGAACAUCACGUGGUAUGAGUGGAUGGCCUAUCUGACCAACCAAACAGAGAGGGUGGGCUUCGAUUCCCACUGGCUGGAGAUUCACAAGGUGUGCUCGCCGUGUCAGGUCAACUACGAUUACUUGGGGAAGCUCGAAACUGUUGAUGACGAUGCUAGAUACAUGCUGACGUCACUAGAGGUACAGGACAAAGCUAACUUCCCAACUGGCGAUGAGCACCAGACUAACAGCUCCCAAGUCUAUAAUGCGUACUUUGGUCAGGUAACCAAAACCUCGCUGCAAAGGCUUUGGGAACUAUACAAGUUAGAUUUUGAGCUUUUUGGAUACGACAAGCCGGACUUUUUGUGAUGAUGCUUAUUGCAUGAAAUUUACUGCCAUGCAACUUUUGUGCAUGGUACACGAGUGAUUAUUUUUCUUUAUUACGAGACAUGUUUUUUUACGUAUUGAAAAUGCAUCUCAUCUGCUUUUUAAAGCAGUCCAUUAAUAUACCAUUCAUGUCUUGUAUGCAAAUACUCAUAAUGAUUGUUAUUUUUAAGGGUUAUGGUAUUUCAGUCUUUAAUGCCAAGUUUCAGUUAGUCCGAGAAUCAGACGCUCACGUGUGCAGAGCCACACUACGAACGUCUGAUAUAUUUGAACAUGCAAAUGUUAUGCAACCACGCACGCCAGCCAAUCGGAGUCGACUUUAAAAAUUGUGACGUCAUUUCGAGCAGAAAUUCGGCCUAAGCUGUUGAUUGGUCAAUUGGUUGCCAUGUUUUUGUCAUACAACAACGGGUUACCGAAGACCGUGAGGUUGCUAUCGUAAGCUUACGAUGUAGUAAUCGUCAGGAAAUUGUGGUGUUACAGAAGAGGAUGAGCUAGAAGUACGCGAACAACUAUGUGUAACUAUUCCUGUAACAUGUACACACUGACACACACUGAAUAAACAAGACAAUCUGUUACAGUA